Molecule: messenger RNA, 1757 nt
Organism: Plectropomus leopardus (leopard coralgrouper)
Lineage: Eukaryota; Metazoa; Chordata; Actinopteri; Perciformes; Serranidae
Gene: pdss1
Product: prenyl (decaprenyl) diphosphate synthase, subunit 1
Biological process (GO): isoprenoid biosynthetic process; ubiquinone biosynthetic process
Cellular component (GO): mitochondrion; transferase complex
Molecular function (GO): prenyltransferase activity
Source: RefSeq, a predicted model, not a curated record
UGUGAUCGGGGAACAUGGCGUGCCCGUGGUUGAGGCAAUGCAGGCGCUGGAGUGCAAACUGUAUGGGCACUAGUUUAUUUGAAACUGUUUGGCAUUUUAACGGUAGAUCCGUGUGGUUUUCCACGUCCUCUGUGGGGCGGACAUCCUGGAGCUCCGGACCGGGGAACGAGGGGCAGCCAUCAGCACUACAAACACAGAUAAACUCCAAAACUUUAAACUUCACAACAUGUCUCACCAGACACAAGUCACGGUUGCUGAAUCCCACAAUACAAUCUUGCUGCUGCAGAAAAAGCGCACACAGCGAUGCAAAGCUGAAGGACCCCUUCACAUUAGCCCAAAAAGAUUUAACUAAUUUAUACGUUGACAUCAAGAAGGAGAUGUUUGUAUCCAGAGAAGAGCUGAAGUCUCUAAUUGACUACUACUUUGAUGGCAAGGGCAAAGCCAUCCGACCAAUGAUAGUCAUCCUAAUGGCCCGGGCGCUCAACAUCCACAGCAACAGAUCUGGAGAUUUGAUCCAGGGGCAGAGGGCCAUAGCCAUGAUCACAGAAAUGAUUCACACUGCCAGUCUGGUGCAUGAUGACGUCAUAGACGGAUCCGAUAAACGGAGGGGGAAGAAAACAAUCAAUGAAGUUUGGGGUGAAAAAAAGGCCAUCUUGGCGGGAGAUUUCAUCAUCUCGGCUGCCUCCAUGGCCAUGGCUCGCAUCGGUAACAACACGGUGGUUAAAGUCUUCUCCCAGGUGAUAGAGGACCUGGUGCGAGGUGAAUUCAUGCAGCUGGGCUCCAAAGAGAACGAGAAUGAACGAUUCAAACACUACCUCGAGAAAACCUUCAAGAAGACGGCGAGUCUUAUCGCAAACAGCUGUAAAGCAGUGUGCGUCCUAGUUAAUUCUGAUCCUGAAGUUCAUGAAAUAGCAUACCAGUACGGGAAGAAUGUUGGCAUCGCAUUUCAGCUAGUGGACGAUGUUUUAGACUUCACAACAGGAGCUAGUCACCUGGGGAAGCCCUCUGCUGCAGAUCUCAAACUGGGAUUGGCCACUGGACCGGUCCUGUUCGCUUGUCAACAGUUUCCUGAGCUCCAUGCGAUGAUCAUGAGGCGCUUCAGCUCUAAAGGAGACGUAGAUCGAGCCUGGCAGUACGUCCUUCAGAGCGACGGCGUGCAACAGACCAAAUACCUGGCCGAGCGCUACUGUCAAGAAGCCAUCAGGCAGAUCAGUAUGCUCAGGCCGUCGGCAGAGAGAGACGCCCUCAUCAGGCUCACUGAGAUGGUGCUUACCAGAGACAAGUGAACCUCUACUGCCGGGCUUCACUUCAGGCAGCUACCUGUGGAAAAGCAACUCGCCCACAACUCGGUAUCAGCAGUGAGGAUUUGGAAAAGGAAACAUCAGAAAGUUAAAAUAAUGGACAAUGCCAAAAACUGCAAAUCCAGCUCUUCACUGUAUUAAGUACUGUACUGUAAUUUGCAAAAACCUCCAAUGCUUAAAACUAGCCGACUGAAUGACGGUACAUGCUAGUGUUGAGCUGUGGCGUCUUUGCAAAAAAAAAGUGUAAUUCCAAACGCAGUGGAAGUGAAUCAUUGUCAGUGGUGUGUUUGGAUCUGUGUUAUUUACUUAAAGAUCCGUCCACACCUCAGAGGCCAAACAGUCAUGUCUUUUUGACUUGUAAAAAUAUAAAAAGGUUACUUAUUUAAUGCAACAACUAAAGGCCUUAAAAUCAACAAUGACUGUGUAUUCAAUAAACCGACAUAAUGCUUUUUUUUA